AUGCCCGCUACAGUUGCGCAGAUUCUCGAGCCUUAUGAGGAAAAACCGAAGCUCGUGGAGCGUAUAGCCUUCCGAACAGUAUCACCUUCCAUUGCCAUAGUCGAGCCCAACCCAGAAUGGCCGCAACGGUUCGAACAAGCCAAAAAGCGGAUUCAAAACGCCCUUGGCGACUUGAUCUUGGACAUCGCUCAUGUCGGCUCUACCAGUGUUCCCGGCCUACCAGCUAAAGAUGUUAUUGAUGUUGAUCUGACACUGAGAGAUGCCACGGAUGAAGCAUCAUACGUGAAGCUUCUGGAUGAAGCCGGGUUUCGGUUCCUCUUGCGCGAGCCGCGAUGGCACCAGCACCGGUUCUUUGUGGAGGAUUGGCCCAAAGCCUACCACGUCAAUCUCCACGUGUGGGGUCCCGACUCGCCUGAAGUUGCCCGUCAUCGUAUCUUUCGUGAGUGGUUACUCAAAACGCCAGCGGAUCUAGAACUGUAUGCCAAAGUGAAACGCGAAGCGGCUGAACAGACGGUCGUAGUUGGAGGUUCGGUGAUGGAAUACAACCAACGGAAAGAGAAAACGAUCCAGGAGAUCCUAGAAAGAGCAUUCCGUGAUUUGGGCUAUAUUGAAUGA
Molecule: messenger RNA, 615 nt
Organism: Penicillium atrosanguineum
Lineage: Eukaryota; Fungi; Ascomycota; Eurotiomycetes; Eurotiales; Aspergillaceae
Product: GrpB family protein
Exons: 1
Coding region: 1-615 (204 amino acids)
Source: RefSeq, a predicted model, not a curated record